Messenger RNA from Columba livia (rock pigeon), 5373 nucleotides. It is a transcript of the gene ARSG, whose product is annotated as arylsulfatase G. Gene Ontology annotation, molecular function: arylsulfatase activity. The coding region runs from base 2319 to 4109 and encodes 596 amino acids. The record is from RefSeq and is a predicted model, not a curated record. NCBI's taxonomy places the organism in Eukaryota, Metazoa, Chordata, Aves, Columbiformes, Columbidae. The transcript has 11 exons.
GCGGCGGAGGGGGCGGCGCUGGCGGCGGGGGGAGCGCGGUUCCCCCCCCUCUCCAUUUCCCCCGGGCCGGCCCCGCUCUCCCCCCCCGCCCCGGGCCGGCACCUGCCGGAGCGGGCUGGGCUCCCCCCGGCCGGGGCUGCAGCGGCGCCGGGCACAGCAGGUCCCCGCCGGUUCGGCCGAGCCGGAGCCGCGGCCGCGCUGCGGGGAGGGCGCCGCUUCCCCGGGGGUCGCGGGGUGGGGGAGCGGGGAGAGAACUGCGGGGGCAAAAUCUCGGCCGGUGCGAAGGGCGCAUGGAGAUGUGGAGAGCCUCUGGCGCUCCCCUCGGUGAGAGGGCUUGGGUCCCCCCUUGGCGCUUCCCCCUCCCCAUGGCGGGGGCUCUCGGAGCGCGCUCCGGUUUGGUGCCGAAGUUUUGAAGCCCUUUGUUUGCAGAAAUGGCCUCGAUCUCUUUAUGGGAAAGGGAUAAGAUGGUGCAAGUUGGGGUGCGAGCAAAGGGUUCCCCAGCACACGUUAGGCCCUUGGGGCAGCGGCGCUGGGAUCGGCCGCCUGCAUCCUUUCGAGCCCCGCAGCAGCGAGAUGCGGCGCCGGGAGCAUCCCCGGUUGGGACACACAGCAGAGCAGGAUCCGCCGUCCCGUUUGUCAUGUGAGGCACUGGGAAUGGGACGGGAGCAGCUGGGAUGGGGCCGAGCACACGCAGAAGCCCUGUGCAUCGUCACUGAGGAUGCUCCCAUCCCCUCUGUGCCCCAGCGCUGCGGGCAGCGCACAUCACAUUUUUAGGGGAAAACAUCUUCUUCCUGUAGGGAACUUCAAAAGUAGUGAUUUGUGAGUCAAACUGGAAGCAGGCGAGACCAACUCACCAUUUAUAAGGGUGGAGGGGGGAGAGCACAGGGUCUUUCCCCCAGUCAUCAGUGCCCAGCAAAGGGGGAUGCAACGGAAGCGCUUUAGGGUUUCCCCUAAAUUUCCCUGAAAUCAGUAAGGAAGAGGGAAAAACUGACAGCACUGCAUUUCCCAGCUCACUGUGCCACCGCGACUGCUGCAUCCCAGUGCCGGCCUCGGUGCGCUGAGUACGGAUGGUGCUGCCGGGGAGGUUCUGGAGCCUCACGCUGUUCCUUGGGGUCAGUGGCUUUUGCAAAGGGCUCAGCGUGGAGUGGUGACCAGACCCCUCCUCACCUGCCCUCCCGCACUGGCUCUGGACCCCACCGCAGUUUGCUGGCUUAAACUGGAACCUGGUGGUUCUGGUUCGUACCCCUGGAAACACCACCCAGGUUAAAAUGUCCCUUCAGUACCUCACCCACUGGCAGGAGCUGCUACUUUUGAUUUGGCAGGAGCCCCUUUUCUUGAUAUUUUUUGGCAUGAUGGGAGUUGCGAGUGGGGCGGUGCGGGUAAGGCUAGAGGGCAGCAGGGACAAAAUUCAGAAAACUUCUCACAAAUCAGGCAAAUUAGCUAUUGCUUUCGCUUGGUAACUUCAAGAAAGCUGCUGCUGCUGCUUUCUCACGGCUAUGCUGGUCCAGUGGCUGCUGCCUCCAGCAAGCCGCUGAUGCCCUUGUCCUCGCAGAGAGGUUUUGGCAGCUUUGUCUCUCGCAGUUCCAUCCUGAGCGAGUUAAAAUCCAGGCACUGGGCCUUGGGGAGCGAUGAGGACUGCACCCUAUGUAUCUUUGGGGAGCCCCGUGUCGCCCCGUCCUGCAGGAAACCCUUUCAUCCAAGAGGUUCUGGCUUUCCCGGGUAUGGAUCAAGGGCGACCACGUCGUCUGGCCUCGAAGAAGAGCCAAUAUCCUGCUACACAAGCUUCUCCUUGAGAAUGGGUCGCCCUCCCCGAGUUGUAAUUCUUCCUGGCAGCGACAGUGCAAGUGGUUGUGGGACAACAAAAGAGGGGAUGCUGUGGCCGUGCAAGGUGAAGGAUGGACAGACAGACGGUGCCAGAGCCACGACAGUUAUUUAUUUAUCCACCUGAACCAAGGUUGGCCGGUGCUUGGCUGAGCUGUGGAGCAGGGUCUGCACGGCCAGAGCUGUUUUUUGGACACAAACACUCCCCAGUGUGGCGAGGACAGAGGAGCUGCUGCUGAUCGAACCUGCUUUGGGAGGGAAAAACACCACUUUGGUUUGGUGGCUAAUUAGAUAUUUACCAGGAAGGAAGGGAAGUUAAAAAUAGGGUGACAGGGACUUCAAAGGGUGUUUUUUUGACUUCUAAGAAUAACACCUUUGCUGGCACCGAUUUCGGGAAUAUCAGCUGUGCCUGGGUGUGAAAGACGGAGGGGACAUUUGCAUCGCUUUGAGGGCACAACGGCAUCGGCAGGGACACGAAGGAGGGAGUUUUGGGGAAGAUGAAGCCACCGAUGUCCUGGCAGGGGUGGGAGGGGAGGAGUGGCACUGUGGGCACCUCAUCCCCGGGGGUGGUGCUGGUGCUGGUGGCACUGGUGGGGCUCUGGGCACUCCCGGUAGUGUCCGGGCAGCCCAACUUCAUCGUCAUCCUGGCAGAUGAUGUGGGCUGGGGGGACCUGGGGGCCAACUGGGCAGAGACGACGGAGACCCCGCAUUUGGAUGAGCUGGCAGCUGAGGGGACAAGGUUUGUGGAUUUCCACUCAGCCGCCUCCACUUGCUCGCCGUCCCGCGCCUCUCUGCUCACCGGCCGCCUCGGGGUGCGCAAUGGGGUGACCCACAACUUCGCCGUCACGUCGGUGGGUGGCCUCCCCCUGAACGAGACCACCCUGGCCGAGGUCCUGCGGGCGGCUGGGUACAGCACGGGCGCUAUAGGCAAGUGGCACCUGGGACACCACGGCCACCAUCACCCCAGCUUCCGUGGCUUCGACUACUACUUUGGGAUCCCCUACAGCCACGACAUGGGGUGCACGGACACCCCCGGCUACAACGUGCCGCCUUGCCCGCCCUGCCCGCGGCACGGCACCCCUGCCAGGAUCCUGAGGAAGGACUGUUACAUGGAGGUGGCCCUUCCUCUCUUCGAGAACGUCACCAUCGUCCAGCAGCCCGUCAACCUCAGCAGCCUGGCAGCGCGCUAUGCAGAGGAGGCGGCGCGGUUCAUCCGGCGGGCAAGUGGACGCCCCUUCUUCCUCUACCUAGCGCUGGCCCAUAUGCACGUCCCACUGGGGGUGUCAUCCCCGCCGCCCCCCAACUCGGGCAGGGGCAUCUAUGGAGCCUCCCUGAGCGAGAUGGAUGCGCUGGUGGGACAGAUAAAGCGGGUGGCUGACAGCCACGGAAAGGGCCACACGCUCCUGUGGUUCGCAGGUGACAAUGGUCCUUGGGCACAGAAGUGUGAGCUGGCAGGACGCGUGGGGCCGUUCGUGGGGGCCUGGCAGAGGCAGAGAGGUGGGAGCUCAGCAAAGCAAACGACCUGGGAAGGGGGACACCGGGUGCCGGCGCUGGCGUAUUGGCCUGGCCGCAUCCCUGCCAAGCGCACGAGCCACGCUCUGCUCAGGUUCUGCUCCACCCCAACAGCGGGGCUGCGGGGAAGGACGGCGAGAUCGAGACGCUGCGGCUGGCGCAGUACAAGGCGUUUUACACCACAGGAGGGGCGAUGGCUUGCGAUGGCAGCGUCGGGCCAGCUCAGCACCACCAGCCACCCCUCAUUUUCAAUCUGGCUCGUGACAUCCAGGAGCAGGAGCCUUUGGAUGUGGCAUCCAGAGAGUACCAGGCUGUGCUGCCUGCCAUCAGCAGGGCUUACACCCAGGCUCUGGAGGACAUCGCCACAGACAAUGUCUCCAUUGCCGAUUACUCCAAAGACGCAGCUGCCACCCCCUGUUGUAACGCCCAGCACGUGGCCUGCCGGUGCCACCAGCCUGGGACACACGCAGCCGUCCUGGAGCAUCACACGGGAAGAAGAGCAACACGGCUUUGUCUUUAAGCAAAUAAGCACUCAGGCUGCUCCUGUCCCUGGUCUGGUUUGUGUGAACGGGGCGCUUGUGCUGCAGGAGAGGGACGGAGGCUGUGGUCACAGUAUCACAGUAUGUUUGGGAUUGGAAGGGACCUCAAAAGAUCAUCUAGUUCAAUCCCCCUGCUGGAGCAGGAACGCCCAGGUGAGGUCGCCCAGGAACAUGUCCAGGUGGGUUUUGAAUGUCUCCAGAGAAGGAGACAGUGCUGUGGCACUGGAGGUGGGUUAGUUGUGGGUCUGGGGAGCACAUGGAGGGUCCCCUUGGUGCAGAGCAGGACUGUCACCUCGGCAGCAUGGCCACUGCUGUACCUGGUGGCACAUGGAAGCAGGCAGGGGUUUUGUAGGGCUCUUCAGCUGAGAAAGAGCAAAGGCUUGGAUUAGGGGCAAGACAAGGGGUGAUGGUUUUAAACUAAAGGAGCGGAGAUUCAGGCGAAGCAUGAGGAAGAAAUUGUUGCCCCUGAGGGUGGUGAGAGCCUGGUCCAGGUUGGCCAGAGAGGUGGUAGAUGAACCAUCCCUGGAGACAUCCCCGGCCAGGCUGGACGGGGCUCUGAGCAACCUGAGCUGGUGAAGAUGUCCCUGCUCAUGGCCGGGGUUAGACCAGGUGAGCUUUGAAGGUCCCUUCCAACCCAAACCAUUCUCUGAUUCUAUGAUUGAAACCCUUCUGUGAGAUCUGGCUUCGGGAGAGGAUUCCUCUGGGCAAUCCGCUUGGCUUUCCUCUAAAAUGGACCUUACAGGAGCGGCUGGUGGGAGCACAGGGGAGGACGGGGCCUCUGAGCAAAUGUCCCUUCUGGUGCUGAGACCCUGGAAAUGUGUAGCUGCAGAGAGAAACGUCCCAGCUGGCACAAGGUGAGGGCUCUGGGAAACGGAGCACCUGCCCCGCCAGCUCCCACAGGAGGCUUAUUAAUGGGGUUAUGUUAAUAACCCAGAGGAGGGGGCGAGACAGCUCUGGUGGGGCGGUUCUGGGCAGGUGCAAAGCCCUGGGGAGCUGCAAAGGCCAAACCGAAGGUUGCAACUGAAACUUAAGAAACCAGCGGGAUGUCUCAGCAGCAGGGUGGGGGUUUUCUGAAACAAUUUUAGACUCCGAUUUACGCACCCAGAUCUUUCUGUGGAACAACCAUACGUGGAUUUGUGUGAGCUUGGUCGGGUGGAAGCCACCGUCCUCGCACCAGCCCCCCAAACCCACCCUCCCACGGAUAAAACUUAAUCAAGACUGACAUCUUUAGGGCCCCAAAAAGAACAGCAGGACUGCCAGGGCCAGACCGUCACUUUAUUCUCUCUUUAAACAUAGCAAAUGGCAUCUAAUAUCACUGCAAAAAUACUUUGCCUGGGUAAAACAGUACGUAUAUACUGUACAAAGACAUAAGUUUAAUAUACCUUCCUAGACGUACAUUUAUACACAUAAACCAGCAUAAAUUAGAAAAGGGACAAAUGGGUAUAUAAAAUUCUGGUUACAUACAAAUCUGAUUAAAUUAGCAUUUACAUUGUGGUUCUAA